Fulvia fulva is the source of this 555-nucleotide messenger RNA. RefSeq lists its product as uncharacterized. The transcript has a single exon. The record is from RefSeq and is a predicted model, not a curated record. Lineage: Eukaryota; Fungi; Ascomycota; Dothideomycetes; Mycosphaerellales; Mycosphaerellaceae. The coding region runs from base 1 to 555 and encodes 184 amino acids.
AUGGAAUCACAUUCGCGGCGAGAGUAUAUACAGCAAGGCAUGCACCGGUCCCGGCUGCUUGAGCUGCCAGCAGAAAUCCAACUCAUCAUCUGCGAAUACGUUCUGUACUCACCGACCCCCAUCAUGAUGAACGAUGAUUCUGGGCCCAGGAUUCGCUUCCGGUACCUGUCUCACAAUCACAUCACCAGCAGCGUAUACCGGCCCCCGGCUCUCACGCAAGUCAACCGCCUGCUACGAUACACUACGCUGAAGCUUCACUACACUAUCAAUCGAUUCGUAGCAUCUUGCGAAUUUGCCCAUACGAGGAACUAUCGGGCGGCCAGGAUAACCCUUUGGUUACAACUCAUGGGCCCACUGCAUCGAGCGCGACUGGGAGGGCUCACCAUCUACGAUCGGAACAUCUUGAACCUUCACGGCGGCGUGAAAGGAUAUCGUGCCACGUACGAUGAUACCUAUUUGCUUCUUCUGCGAUUCAAGCUAGAGCAGAUGGGAGGGGUCCUUACACGAGAAUACCCAACCGCACACUUCUUCCAGGUGACAUUUCCUGAGCCGUGA